GUGACCUUACCUGAACAUGGCAAUGGCCUUGACCCUGACCCACUGACGAACACGUGUUCACCAGAUGACUGGUCAGGAACAAAACAGCCCACGUGAUUUGCAAACAACAACACAAAUUACAUCACCACAGGUGCUGCUGGAUGAGACCAAUCGCUUUGGGACCGUCCUUGCGAAAAUGUCGAAGUCCAGAAGAUUCGACAGCCGGACAUCUUGUUUAGACGAAAUCAGCUUUUGGAGGAACCUUUCAUCGAUAAUCAGUCCUAGAGGGAAGGACUCGUGGACAAGAACAUGGUAAACAACAAUAACAAAUAUUCACAAGUCACGCUUCGAUCGACACAGUAUCCUCUUAUUUCACACUUUCCUCUCCUACAACAAGCGUGUGGGAAGUUGUCUUGUAGUUCACCACAGCAAGUUUCGAUCCAGAGUUAAAUUCGAAUUUCUUCCGUCAGAAUUUUGACACCAUGUCUGAACUCGUGGUGGACCCUCUUCCACACUGUCACAACUCCAGCAACUGCAGCGUUGACCACUACAGCGAGUUCGCCCUGUCUGUGACCAUCUGGAAGUACGGGUCACCGACACUGUUGUUGGUGGGGACGAUGGGUAACAUGCUGUCCAUCCUCGUGCUGAGUCGGAAACGGUUGCGGCAGCUGACCACCAUGUUCUAUCUGACCGUGCUGGCCAUCGCUGACCUGGCCGUGCUGUACACCGGCCUCCUCCGUCUCUGGCUGGACAACGUCUUCGGGGAGUACCUCCGACUGCAGUCGGACUUCGCCUGCAAGUUCCACACCUUCAUCGUCUACCUGGCACUGGACUUCUCUGUCUGGAUUCUUGUCGCCGUCACGGUUGACCGAUGUAUCUGCGUAUCGGCGCCUUUCGCCGCGCGGCGUUGGUGUACAUUGAAGAACGCCCGCAUCGUGGUAUUCGUCAUCCUUGUCGUCGACUUCCUCAUCAACAUGCACUACUUUUGGACUGUCGACAUAAUUUAUAAGGGCACGCGCACCAUCGCGGGCGAUGACCAAUUCACCUGCUACACCAGCGAGGACCUCGGCGAGGCUUUUUUCUUGGAGAAAGUCUGGCCCUGGCUUGACUUCGGGGUCGUCUGCUUCGUUCCUUUUGUCAUCAUGUUGAUUUGCAACUGUCUCAUCAUUCGGCAGAUCGUCUUAUCCGCCAGGAACCUGCGGGUCCACCGCCUGCCAAAGAAGUCAGCUGCAGUUUCUGAACAUUUGCCAGAGACUUCUAAGAAAUCCUUUUUCUCGAGGAGUAAGUCGUUUGUGCGGCGGUUUAGAAACAGACAAAUAGAAGUAGCAGACGUUCAAACGAAAAAAGAAGCAGAUAAAAACGCAAGUGGGAAAGACUGUUGUGAAAACUCAUCUGUUUCAGCAGCUCAGUCAUCUGGAAAUCGUGCGUCGUCCGAAACCAAUCAAGCUGAUCGAACAGUCAACCAAAGCUGCGCUGCUCGUCCAGCAACCGACCAGAUGAUGCUGAUGCCAAAUCAUUCACGCGUGUCGUCGCUAACAACCCAAGCUGAAACGGGAAGAGGUGGGAGCUGUGAAUGGACUUUACCUACUUCCGGUGGGACGUCAUCUACUCCGAGAAACCUUUCUCUGAGACCAGGUCAGGAUGAGUGCUCAUGGCCAGCAUGUGCCGACAGUUCCUCUGGCCUGGAAAAAGACGAGACAUGUAGACAGACACACCUGACUGACGGUUCAGAAGCGGAGGAUCAAGAGGCGAGCGCGGCUUCGUCGAUAGGACAAGAAAUAAAAAAAGAUCCACUGCUGGAGCAACCGGCAUCGUCCCCAGCAAGCAACACGCCACAAGACAUAACAAAGCUCGAUGUCUCAGCUCCGGAGCCAGAUUACGUCAUCAAUGAAACGGCUAAAGGUUCAGGACAAGGCACAGCUGCACCCCGAAUGCUACAAGUCCAUCCACCAUAUCGACGCCAGCCACCCGCGUGGGACACUACCCGCAAGCGGUUGGGUGCCGCCCACAGCGUCACUUUGAUGUUGCUAGCGGUCAACACACUCUUCUGGCUUCUCACUGCUCCUAUCGUCGUCUUCGUCAUCGGUUAUCCCUACUGGCUGCCGGGUUCCUCCCAGCAAGAGAAUGCUCGCAUGGCCUUAGGGUGGGCCGUGGUCAACGUGCUGCAGUACACCAACAACACAGUGCACUUCUUCCUCUACUGCCUAACGGGACCCAGGUUCCGGGAGGAACUCAUCGCCAUGUUCCGUCGCGUGGGAAGUGUCAGGACGCUGAGCACCGUCAAGUAACGAGAAUCUCGAGCCCAUAGUCUCGCUUCUCAUGCGCCACCUAUUAGGGUUUAUUUAUUUAUUUAUUUAUUUAUUUUAUUUUAUUUUUAUUUUUUUUGCUUUCGUUUUCGUGUCGUGGUGUGGACAGAUGAUGACAAUUGUUUGCUGUGGCAGUUCUGGAAGU
This is a messenger RNA of Pomacea canaliculata, 2430 nucleotides long. RefSeq lists its product as uncharacterized. The transcript is spliced from 2 exons. NCBI's taxonomy places the organism in Eukaryota, Metazoa, Mollusca, Gastropoda, Architaenioglossa, Ampullariidae. Gene Ontology annotation, cellular component: membrane. Gene Ontology annotation, biological process: G protein-coupled receptor signaling pathway. The record is from RefSeq and is a predicted model, not a curated record. Gene Ontology annotation, molecular function: G protein-coupled receptor activity. The coding region runs from base 462 to 2267 and encodes 601 amino acids.